GUCGAAGAGGAAGCUUGUCCCGGGGCCGCACGUGGGUAGGAGCGGGGCCAACGACAUCCUGGACUACCUGGACGGCCAUGGGGUGGGAGGCAGCGGUCGCCCCUCGCAGAAGAGCAAGCGCAGUGAGUUUGCAGGGGGCAUUGCGAUGGCGACGAGGGCUCGGCAGUCGGCAAUGUCGCUGAGGCGCAUGGCAGCGACGGAGGAGCAGUCAGUCGGGCAGAGGGGCCUCGACGCCUUGUGGGAGCGAGGGCCG
Prorocentrum cordatum is the source of this 253-nucleotide messenger RNA. The record is from the annotation of a GenBank genome assembly. Lineage: Eukaryota; Dinophyceae; Prorocentrales; Prorocentraceae.